Molecule: messenger RNA, 4827 nt
Organism: Cladophialophora carrionii CBS 160.54
Lineage: Eukaryota; Fungi; Ascomycota; Eurotiomycetes; Chaetothyriales; Herpotrichiellaceae
Product: 3-phosphoshikimate 1-carboxyvinyltransferase
Exons: 1
Coding region: 1-4827 (1608 amino acids)
Biological process (GO): aromatic amino acid biosynthetic process; chorismate biosynthetic process
Cellular component (GO): cytoplasm
Molecular function (GO): 3-dehydroquinate synthase activity; 3-dehydroquinate dehydratase activity; 3-phosphoshikimate 1-carboxyvinyltransferase activity
Source: RefSeq, a predicted model, not a curated record
AUGUCACUUGUCAAUGGGACGGCGAAGGAGGUGCGAGUAAGCCUCCUCGGUAAAGAGAGCAUAAUCAUCAACUUUGGACUAUGGCGCAAUUAUGUGGCCUCGGAUUUACUCACGAGCCUUGAGUCAUCCACUUAUGUUUUGAUCACCGACACCACUCUGGGAUCGUUGUAUGUCAGAUCUUUCCAGGAAGCAUUCGAGGCAGCAUCACAGCAGAAAUCGAGCCCGUCACGGUUGCUGGUGCAUCAGAUCCCGCCUGGUGAGAGUUCAAAAUCUCGACAAACGAAAGACGAUAUCGAGGAUUGGUUACUCAGCCAGAGCCCACCAUGCGGUCGAGAUACAGUUAUCAUUGCUCUGGGAGGCGGCGUUGUCGGCGAUUUGACGGGCUUUGUUGCGGCGACUUAUAUGCGGGGCGUCCGAUAUGUACAGGUUCCAACAACGUUGCUCGCCAUGGUCGAUUCGUCUAUUGGUGGCAAGACAGCUAUCGACACACCUCUAGGCAAGAACCUCGUGGGGGCUAUCUGGCAACCACAGCGAAUCUACAUCGAUCUCGAAUUUCUCGGAACUCUGCCUCGACGAGAGCUGAUCAAUGGCAUGGCCGAAGUUAUCAAGACCGCUGCGAUUUCCGACGAGGAGGAGUUCAUUGCACUUGAGCGCAACGCGGAACGUAUUAUGGCUGCUGUGAAUGCAGACAUCAGCAAAGGUGCCUCUCGCUUCAAAGACAUCGAGACCAUCCUCAUUCGAAUUAUUUCUGCAUCUGCGAGUUUCAAGGCCCACGUCGUGACCAUCGACGAGAGAGAAACUGGCCUUCGUAACCUGCUGAACUUCGGACACUCGAUUGGGCAUGCAAUGGAAGCUUUCCUGACGCCUCAAGUGCUACAUGGCGAAUGUGUUGCGAUUGGCAUGAUCAAAGAAGCUGAACUCUCACGCUACCUCGGAAUCCUCAGCGGAGUUGCAGUCGGCCGUCUGCAGAAGUGUCUCACAGUAUAUGGCUUGCCAACACGGCUUGACGACGAAAAGGUCCGGAAGCUCUCCGGUGGCAAGGUCUGCACGGUCGACGGCAUGCUCAAGAAGAUGGGCGUCGACAAGAAGAACGAUGGCGCAAAAAAGAAAGUAGUCCUCCUGUCAGCGAUUGGCCGGACUUACGAGCAGAAGGCCAGUGUUGUCUCGGACACUGAUUUGCGGGUUGUGCUUUCCCCUAGCGUCGAGGUGGUCCCUGGCGUGCCACGAGAUCUCAGCGUCGUCUGCGUUCCUCCAGGCUCAAAGAGCAUUUCAAAUAGAGCUCUCGUCCUCGCCGCUCUUGGCCAAGGCACCUGCCGAAUCAAGAACCUGCUCACCUCGGCGGAUACCGAAGUCAUGCUGGAAGCACUGACUCGGCUUGGAGCCGCGACCUUCUCCUGGGAAGAGGACGGUGAGGUCUUGGUCGUGAACGGCAACGGUGGUCGACUCGAGGCCACCGAGCACCCACUGUACCUAGGCAAUGCUGGCACGGCUGCGAGAUUCUUGACAUCGGUUGCGACACUGACGCGACAGAGUCAUGUGGCAUCAACAGUUCUGACUGGCAAUGCUCGAAUGAAGCAACGGCCCAUUGGUGACCUUGUCGAUGCAUUGAAGGGUAAUGGUGCUGGGAUCGAGUACAUGGAGAGCAACGGAAGCCUUCCACUCAAUAUUGCAGCUUCAGCCGGCUUCAAUGGCGGCGAAAUCAAACUCGCAGCGAAGGUAUCAUCGCAAUAUGUCUCGUCUUUACUAAUGUGUGCGCCCUAUGCGAAGAAACCUGUCAGUCUCAAACUGGUAGGGGGCAAGCCUGUAUCACAGCCCUACAUUGACAUGACGAUCGCAAUGAUGGCUUCUUUUGGCGUGCAAGUCCAGAAGUCAAAGACGGAGGAACAUACCUACCACAUCCCGCAAGGCACCUACAGAAAUCCGGAAGAAUAUGUCGUGGAAAGUGAUGCCAGCUCCGCAACCUACCCUCUCGCCAUUGCCGCGAUGACAGGCACGACGUGCACCAUCCCAAACAUCGGCUCAGCGUCUCUUCAAGGUGAUUCCGCCUUUGCCAUAGAUGUCCUGCGACCCAUGAGGUGCGAAGUCAAGCAGACAGCUUCCUCAACCACAGUGACAGGACCACGCAGUGGCAAGUUGCUACCUCUACCAAAUAUCGACAUGGAGCCCAUGACCGACGCCUUCCUGACAGCUUCAGUCCUCGCAGCAGUAGCACAAGGAAGCAAGUCAAACACCACACGCAUCUACGGCAUCGCGAAUCAGAGAGUAAAAGAGUGCAAUCGCAUCCAAGCGAUGGAAGACGAACUGGCCAAAUUCGGCGUCACUUGCCGGCAAUUCGACGAUGGUAUCGAAAUCGACGGUAUCGAUCGCUCGCAGCUACAACAACCGCCCGGAGGCGUCCACUGCUACGACGACCACCGCGUCGCCAUGAGUUUCAGCGUUCUCGCUCUCGCAGCCCCCCAGCCUACCCUUAUUCUCGAAAAAGAAUGCACGGGAAAAACAUGGCCCGGUUGGUGGGACACCAUGGCCCGCCAAUUCGCCGUGAAGCUGCAAGGUGUCGAACUCGAAGCGGCCACCACCUCGAGCGCGAAGAAACUAGAUAGAAGCGCCGCCUCAAUUUUCAUCAUCGGCAUGCGUGGCGCCGGGAAGACAACCUCCGGCCGAUGGGCUGCUCGCUCACUCGGCAAGAAAUUAGUCGACUUAGAUACAGAGCUCGAAGUCCGCGAGCGAAAGACCAUCCCCGAGAUCAUCCGUGAGCAUGGCUGGGAUCAUUUCAGGCAGGUAGAGCUUAACCUGCUCAAAUCCGUCAUGAGGGAUAUGUCGAACGGUUACAUCUUCGCCUGUGGCGGCGGCAUCGUCGAGACGGCUGAAGCCCGCCAACUGCUGAUCGAUUGGCAUCAAAAGAAAGGGCACGUUCUGCUCGUGGAGCGGGAUAUCGCCGAAGUGAUGGAUUUCCUGCAGAUCGACAAGACCCGCCCGGCCUACGUGGAGGACAUGAUGGGCGUAUGGCUGCGGCGCAAGCCAUGGUUCGAACAGUGCAGCAACAUACUCUACUACAGCCAGAGUAUCCCCAACGAGCAGAUGUCCGAGGCGGCCGAAGACUUCGACCGGUUCUUGCAGUUCGUAACGGGCAAGACCGAUGUUCUCUCCAAGGUGAAGCAGAAGUCGGAGAGCUUCUUCGUUGCGCUGACAUUCCCGGACCUGCGACCCCAUCUGAGCAUUCUGCCGGAAGUCUGUCUCGGCAGCGAUGCGGUGGAACUGCGCGUCGACCUGCUCAAGGAUCCAAAUUCGCCCAACGACAUCCCCUCGGCGGAUUAUGUGACGAGUCAACUCUCCCUGCUCCGCGCGACAGUGCCCUUGCCCGUAGUCUUCACGAUCCGCACGCUCGCACAGGGCGGCAAGUUCCCGAACGAUGCACACGCCGAGUACUUGAAUCUCUGCACGUUGGCCAUGCGGAUGGGCGCGGAAUUCGUCGACGUGGAGGUCGCGUCUCUCCCGGAGAACAUUCUGACCAAACUCCUGGCGUUCAAGAAUAAUUCACAAUCCAAAGUCAUUGCCUCGCAUCACGACCCGCAGGGGAUGUUGUCGUGGUCACGGCCCGGCAGUUGGAUCCCCAUCUACAACAAAUGCAUACAACACGGGGCCGACAUCGUCAAGCUGAUCGGCGUCGCGGGAUCGCUGGACGACAAUUUCGCGCUCCGCCGGUUCAAGCAGUGGUCCCACGGCCAACAUCCUGACCUCCCGCUCAUCGCCAUCAACAUGGGCACGACGGGCCAGAUCUCGCGCAUCCUCAACGGGUUCAUGACCCCGGUGUCUCAUCCCAGCCUCCCCUUCAAAGCCGCCCCGGGACAACUCUCGGCGCAGGAGAUCCGGAGAGGUCUCACGCUCGUGGGCUCCAUCUCACCCAAGCAAUUCUACCUCUUCGGCUCGCCCAUCUCAGCGAGCAAGUCGCCGGCCCUGCACAACACGCUGUUCCACCACACGGGACUCCCGCACGUGUACCAACUCUGCGAGACCACCGACCUGGAGGUCAUCAAGGCGACGAUCCGGCGAGCGGACUUUGGCGGCGCCAGCGUCACCAUCCCGCUCAAGCUGGACAUCAUGCCGCUGCUGGACGCCGUGGACGCGUCGGCCCGCCUCAUCGGCGCGGUCAACACCAUCGUGCCGACCGGCAACAACACGCUCACAGGCUACAACACUGACUAUCUCGGCAUGGCGGACUGCUUGCGCGGGGCCGGCGCGUCCGCGGCCCUCGGCGACGCCGACCCCUCGGCCCUGGUCAUCGGCGGCGGCGGCACCGCCAGAGCGGCCAUCCACACGCUCCACUCGAUGGGAUACCAGCCGAUCUACCUCCUCGGACGAAACCACGGCAAGAUGAUCGAGCUGGCGCGGUCGUUCCCGCCAGUCUACGACCUCGUCGUCCUCGACGCGGCGCUCGGAGGGGACGCCGUCGUCGACAAAAUGACUACCACCAACACGACCGCGGACGCGCGGCCCGGCCUGCCCGUCGUCGCCAUCGCCACCAUCCCCGCCAACAUCCCUAUCGAUCCCGUCCUGGGCGAGGCGCUAAAGGCCGUGUUCACGCACUCGAAACGCAGCGCGACGAGCUCGGCGCCCAAGGGACAAGGCACGUCUCCUCCGGCGCGCACGCUCCUCGAGUUGGCGUACAAGCCCGCGAGGACGGCCGUGAUGGAAAUGGCCGAGCAGCUGGGCGGGUGGCGGACGGUGCAGGGGCUGGAAACGCUCGUCACGCAGGGCAUGUGGCAGUUUGAGUUGUGGACGGGGAUUCGUGUCAGGGAUCUGGGCGGGCCGAUCAGUCGGGUGAGUUAA